Molecule: messenger RNA, 5372 nt
Organism: Biomphalaria glabrata
Lineage: Eukaryota; Metazoa; Mollusca; Gastropoda; Planorbidae
Exons: 8
Coding region: 1460-3088 (542 amino acids)
Cellular component (GO): cytoplasm
Molecular function (GO): protein binding
Source: RefSeq, a predicted model, not a curated record
UGAGCGGUAAAGCGAUUGGCUUCUGAACCGGGGACCGGGGUUCGAAUCCUGGUGAAGACUGGGAUUUUUAAUUUCGGGAUCUUCGGGCGCCUCUGAGUCCACCCAGCUCUAAUGGGUACCUGACAUUAGUUAGGGAAAAGUAAAGGCGGUUGGUCGUUGUGCUGGCCACAUGACACCCAUGUUAACCGUAGGCCACAGAAACAGAUGACCUUUACAUCAUCUGCCCUAUAGACUACAAGGUCUGACAGGGGAACUUUUUAUAUUUAUAAUAUAUAUACAUAUAUACUCUACUUAACAUCUGAAAUUUGUCAUUUAUGAUGUAGUAGCUCAAUGAUCUUCUGGAAGUAAACGGCUGUACAUGUCUCAACUCAUCAACUGCCUCUUUUGCUUCAAUCUCUAGUUCCUCACGUCUUGUUUCAUACUAACUCUCUCUAUUCUCUUGUUGAUACAGUCAUAGUAAAUAUGUAUAUAUACAGGGUUUCUAGCAACACUGUCAUUGGCCCUAAAACAAUACAAAUUGAUAUACCGGUAGUCUAAUUGUAACAAUUAAACAAUAUCCUCUACAAUUACAACAAUCCAAGAUCUUAAGAAAAAAUACAAUUAACUUACCCACUAAAAUUGGAUAGAUGACAAGGGUUUUAACAAUAACAACAUCUUAUAUUAGACCAAACAGUACAUCAGUCAAUAACAUAGCCUCCUCUUACAAGUUACAGGGCUACUUCCUUCUCUCUCUAUAUAUAUAUAUAAAUUACACACUGGUCAUUCUUUCAAAUCAAAACAUUUAUAAUGGAUUUAAUCACUUUACAAAAUUUGAAUGUGUUUAAUUACUCUCUUUUUAAGGAAAGUCAUUUAAGGAUAGUAGGAUAAGUUCCCCUUUCAGACCUUGAGAUCUCUAGGGCAGAUGAUGUAUAGGUCAUCUGUUUCUAGGGUCAACGAUUGACAAGGGUGUCAUGUGGCUAGAACAAUGACCAUCCACCUUUACUUUCCCAAACUAGUGUCAGGUACCCAUUCCUAUAAUUCAAAAUCCCAGUCUUUACUGAGAUUCAAACCAGAGACCUCUCACUUUGGAAGCAAAGUGCUUUACCACUCAGUCACCGCGCCACUUCAAUUAAGAAUACAUGCCUUGAUUUAACCAUAUGUUGACAUAACAUUCAGUAAACCUAUACUCAGUAUGCUUAGAUAUUAGAUUACUGUUUUCAAUCACUUCACCAUGGCACUGGUAAUGAGAAGAGUUUUUAUUAAAAAAAUGUAAUUCAAAGCUUAGAAAAAAUAAGUACAUGCAGUAUGAUCAACUUUUACAAAGAAAACAGUUACAGGUUGGCUAUAGGCCUGCAAGAACUUGACAGAUGUAUCUUACUCCCCUUUCAUCGCAAAUGUAAUGUUCCUUUAGACCGUUUAUUAGCUGAUUUGUCUUUCUUCAAGUGCUUUUCAUUGAACUAAUCUGAAUUUAUUUUCAAAAAUGACCACAACACCUAUGCAAGGCAUGCACUCAAUGUGGUAUGACCACUACAAAGGUGCAGUGUACCCUCUGGAUCUAGAAGGACCUCCUUACUGCAAGCAUAUUAGAACCACAGCACCAUCUCUUCUUGAAGCUUGUUGUGCAUACAUUGUUAAAGACGCUAGUCUCACCCGUACCGCAAUAGACAAUGUUCCUCCCAUUCUGUGCAUUCACAUGAUGGAAGCAGCAUUAAGAGGAAAUCAUGAAAGGUCCAUUCAAGCCUUAAUGUCACAGUGGAGGCUCAGGUCUCUGGUCCUUGCCAAAUUAGUGCCGAAUGUUUUCUCGUCCCUGUUGCCUCUCUAUGAACCUCUCUACCAGUCGGACCUUGUGAGACACGGAUUACGGUAUACUACUUCAUUAGCACAUACAUUCUUGGAGUGUUUAAGACAGGAAUCACCAACAAAGCUACGGCACCUAGAUCUUACUGGUUUCCCAACAGCUGAAGUUAUCCUGUAUUACUUAACAUCCCAUUGCAUGCUGGUCCACAAUGAAAACCGAAGAAAUAACAUGGUGAGCCUGUACAAUCAGGCCGUCUCAUUGGCAGCAGAGUGUGCUGGGGAAGGAGUUAACCAUCAUGCACCUCUAGAAAUUGAUAUGCGGAACUGUUUACCAAGUGAUAUUUUUAUUGAAAUCAAAUUGGACGCUUUUGUAACUUCUGAGCCUUGUCAUUCUGAGCUCUGCAAGGCUUUGACUGUGUCCAGCUUCCCUGGUGUGCGCUUUCGUCUAAUACUGGACAAACUAAGUGUCACCUGUCUGGGAGGGGACAGGGUCAAUUUGCUUUUAAAGCAGAUCACCCCAGAGCAACUAAGAGGAUUACAACUCAAAUAUAACUCUUUAAGAAAUACAGAUUUUGUCAGGCUGGCGCCAAUCUUACAAUCCCUAGUAAAUUUGACUGCAUUAGAUUUGUCUUGCAAUCACAUCUCCUUGUAUGAUAAUGAACAAAUGGCCAUGAUCAUGAGACAGGCCCUAUCCACGCUCACGCACUUAGAACGUCUAGACUUAAGCAACAACAGACUUAAGAACAACUUGACCAAUGUCCUGCGUGGUGUGAAUAACCCACUUAAGCACUUGCGCCUGGUGGCUUGCGGCCUGACUUUGCUGGACAUCAUCUCCCUAUCUUUGUUCCAGUACUUGGGCAAGCUGGAGGAACUGGACCUAAGCGAGAAUAACCUCUCGGCUAGUUACCUCCCCUUUGUUCCAUUGUUGAAUAAAAUCAGCAGUAACAUUCGCAUUUUGGAGCUCCAGGACUGCUCCAUUACAGACGAAAUCAUGAAUCUCCUGGGCUUCCAUUUGACCAACCUUUCCAAGGUUCUCUACCUUAACUUAUCAGGCAAUGUUUGGAAGUCUGAGACCUGCUACACCCUUGCGAAGCAUCUCAGCAUUGUUCAUUCCCUUAGUGUCUUUCGUAUUUCUUAUUCUCAAGACUGUUAUUUCCACAUGGAGGAAGAUUACUCUAUCGUAUCGGAAGCCAAAACACUUUUCCAGUUGUCUUUAAGCUCGGCCUUAGGCAUCAAUGCUUCACCAACAGACUCUGAACAAAAACUUGUCAAAAAAUGUACACUUGUGUUUGAAGAAUUGGAAGAGAGAUAGAAAUAAAUAAUUUGACUUAGCCGCUGGUGGAAUUUCAGAAGUGAAAAAAAAAAAAAAGACAUCAAUAUUGUGUUCUGAGUAAUCUCCCCUUAGCUAUAGCUGUGGGAAAAAAACUAAUUUUUUGUAUAUAUAGAGAAUAUAUAUUGAAUUGUAAUUACAAUUACAUUUAUUAAUAUCUAAAUGGCUAGGUUCAAUUAGUAAUCUCUAAAUGGCUAGGUUUAUUUAGUGAUCUCUAAAUGGAUAGGUUUAUUUAGUGAUCUCUAAAUGGCUUGGUUUAUUUAGUGAUCUCUAAAUGGAUUGGUUUAUUUAGUGAUCUCUAAGUGGCUUGGUUUAUUUAGUGAUCUCUAAAUGGCUUGGUUUAUUCAGUGAUCUCUAAAUGGCUAGGUUUAUUUAGUGAUCUCUAAAUGGCUAGUUUUAUUUAGUGAUCUCUAAAUGGCUAGGUUUAUUUAGUGAUAUCUAAAUGGCUAGGUUCAAUUAGUGAUAUGGCGAGGUUUAUUUAUUAGCUAUACUUUUUUGGUUCAUCAUGGAGAAACCAUUUUGAGAAGACAUAUUCUCAACCGUCAGUGAAAAUGUUUAAUUUUUGCUGCAUUGUUAUGACUACCAGGGGAUAUUAUUAUAUAUGCCUCCUUGGGCUGGUUGACAGAUUGCCAAACUUGUUACUGUUUCGGCUUGUGGAGCUGAGUACAACUAAACUUUUAAAAAGUUUAUGAAGUCUCUCCACCUUUUAAAUAUUUGCACAAUAUACUUUCCAAGUCUUAUAUUAUAUAAUAACAUUCGAUUAUUCAUUUGUGAUAUUGAUGGUUAUGUUUACAAUGUAUACUGUCUAAGAUGAUGUACAUAAAAUAAUGUAUAGAGAUUUUUAUCGAAUAUUUAAAUUGUAUAUCUUGACUUGUCAUUUUGGUAGUAAAUUUCAAAUAAAUUUUAAUUUUGAAAUCCAUAAAUUUAUUUUUAUGUAUAAAUAAUUAAUGAUAAAUUUAAAUAGCUUCUAAAGAUAAGGACUAAAAAACACUUUAGAAUGAUGCAAUAAUUUGAAUGGAUGUUUGAAUAGCUUUUAAGAUUUGAAGAGAGAGAAAAAAUAACAGAUUUGUGAGAAAUUGGGUUCUAGUAAAUAAAAAGCUUCAUAGUAUUUUUCUAAAUAAACAACUGUAUUAAACCUAGUUGUAGUUUUGUAUUAAACACAAAUUUUGUUUUAUAUCCAAGUACUCAAGUUGUGGAAUGGCUUUUAAAAGUGUUAUUUUUUUCCAUUUUGUAAAAUUUUAUAUUUUAAAUCUAUAGUAAUAUACAUUAUUUUAAUGUCAAAACAUUGAAGUUAUAGCAAAAGGAAGAUGUUUAUAAAAAAAAAUUAUUUUCAGGGUUACACUUUUAAAAAUUUAUGUUUUUGGCACAAUAUUUAAUAACUUUAAGUAAAGAUUUAAUAUUCUAGAUAUUUAGAUUUAAUCUAGUUGCAAAGAAAAAUUAACAAUUCUAUGGACAUAUAUUAAUUUUCAAUUGAAGGGCUAGGAUGAAGUCUGAGAUAUUAAGUAUAUAUCUAGAUACACUUAACAUAAACACAGCAUACAAGUUAAACUAACUUGCCUGCAUAGAAAUAUUCACUCCAUUACAAAUUAGGCUAUACAACGCUGUGUCAAAAUUUAAUGGCACCUAAAUUUGAUCUUUCUUGGUUAUUACCAUCUAUUUAAUGUCGUCUAAAUUUGAUAAUGAUUGGGUUAUGACCACUGAGUCCACUAAAUGACUGGUUUCGACAAACCGUGUUGGAUUAUGUUAACUACAUAGAGCUAAGGAUUCUUGUUUUUUAAAGAUACUGCAGUUUUGUUUCUUUAAUUACAGGUGUUGUUUUUGCUAGUAAUUUGUGUUACAAAAAUCAUGUUGGAAUAAUUAGUAUAGAUUAUAUGUACUUGAAACUCAGUAAUUAAUUACUUCGUACUUAGUACUUGAGUUAAUAUGUAAGACAGUUUUGUAUUUUAAUACUUGGUAUUUUAUACUGGGUAUUUGGUAAAUAAAAAAAAUAGAAACACUCCAUACAUUUUAUUAUACAGUUGGCUGCCAUAUUUAUGUAGUUGCUAGAUUUUGUUUUCAAAUUUUAUUAGUAAGACUCACAAUAUAUAAAAAUAGUGGAAUGAGACUUACUUUAAUAAUUACAAUUUUGUCAUAGGUCAGCUACUGGAAACAGUACAAUUGCUUCAUUAAUGUACAUUUUUAGCUCUAUGUUGAGACCAGGGUGAAACUAAAAUGUCUUUGUAAAAUAAUUGUUAAUAAAUAAUACCCAGUUCACACUAAUAGAUAA